CUCAGGACGUAAAUAAGAAAGUCUCUCGUCACGAGAGUGAUUCAUUUAAUGAACAGAACUUCUGUGAGCGCUCUCGAUUUCAUUGGAGAAUCUUUCAGUGGGAAUUAAAUCAAGAUCUACUUAUAUGACACAGUGAUCUAUAUUUAUAUAUAGAUAUCUGGAUCUAAUCAAUAUCUACAAUAGUAUUAGUAGUUCAUAUAUACCGAUAUUUAUUACUAAGUCUACAAAUUGUGUUUCAAGGAUAACACAUCAUAUUGUGGUAUUUCUGAGAUAUUUAUCAUAUUAGAUAUACGCGCAAGCAAGCAUUGGAGUAAUCAAGCUUCUGUUCUGAGGAUAAUUAUUUCAUCCCUGUUUGAACCACCCGCUAUCGAUUUCCCGGGGACUGUACCGCCACCCCCCUUUUUUUUCUGUUUGUGUGCCAUUCCGGUGAUCGAUUUCCCGAGCUCUAGGAGCAUAACAUCAUCUGGCAAGGCUCACUCGAAAGUGCACGUUGUGCCAGCACUCGGCAGGCAGUCGGCAUAGAUCAAUCAAUAACCUCCAGCCAGAAACGAGACAGGAAAGACAAGGUCUGUAAUAAUGAAGGCUGUAGCUACUGAGAGACCGAGGUCUGGAAACAUUUUAGGAGUCAAGAAAGAUUCCAACUGCAGCAUCAUGAAGACUGCCAGCAUUGAAUUCCGGGGAGAGAAGUUCACACUCAGCGAUGAGAUGAAAGAAUGUUUUCUGAAACUCAGUGACAUGGUUCCUGAUGUUCCCCGUAAUGAGUCCGGCAACAUUGAUGGGACUGUUCUUAUGCAGUAUGUCAUCGACUACAUCCUGGAUUUGGAACUGCAGCUGGAUGGCCAGGGCAACUUUUCUACAUCAGCAGCCUUUGCUGCAUCUUUCCCAUCAAAAUUUGUCACAGAAUCUCAAGUAACCAGGGAGCCCUUAACGGAAAAAUCUUUUGACAACAUUGUGUCUUCACAUUAUGAGAUGACACCUUCUCCGUGUUUAAGAGAUGACUUGAUGUCACCGUCAGAUUGUGACAUCAGGCCUCCAUCAAAAUGAAACCAUUCUCCCUUAUCCUCAAUUCACCCACCGCACUCAUCUAUAUAUACUCAUGGCCAGCUGUGAUCAUGUUUAUCACCAUCCUGUCCCGCCCACUGCCUGAUAAUGUACAUUCUUUGCAAGCACCUGCAAUGUCCUGCUGACCAUCUGUCACUGUCUGUGGCCAUAUGUGCAGUAUAUGUUUUGGUUUAUCUCCCCACGUCUGGACUAUUUCCUUUCAUCUGCCACCGCCACAUAUUUUUUUUUUUGUGCUUGGACAUGUUCGGACUUCACUGUGCAAUCAACUAGUUGGAGAAAAUGGAUUUUUGCCAGCCUGAAUCGGAAGUGGAUGGAUACAUGGAUGAGCUUAUGCUGUGUUGAGUGUAAGACACAUUAUGAUCAGGAGGAAUAUAAUGUUUUACAUUCCCAAACCCAGUAAAGAAUAAAAAAGCAGCAGUAAUAGCCCCCCAGGUAAUCAGGAGGACUUUUUUGAACUGUCCACCACAGUUACUUUCUACGUGGCCGAGGAACUUGUCACCAUUUUUGGCAGUUACUUGCUACUUGGCAGAGGAACUUUCCACCACCUUAGCAGUUCUCUGCUUUGCCUGAUUUUCAUUCUGUUUGUCAUAUGACUGGCAUUGUUCUGAUUUUCCAGUUUUCAGAAAGUGAAUGUGUUGCUAUACUUGAAGAACAAAAAUCAAAACAUGGCUGUUGAUAACUAAUUUUGUACAUAUUGGUGAAUAGGGCAGAAAGUUCCAGCGUCUAGGCAUUUAGAUCAAAACAGUUGGUUGUAAGAUUGGUAUUGAAAUAUUUUCUCAGUGUUGUAAUCAAUGACACAUUUGUAUAUUGUAUUAUUAUUGUUACUUUAUUAUCUACUAGAUAGGUGGAUAGAAUUGAGUUUUUCAUUGUUAUGUAGAAAUUAGUUCUUUAGUAUUUCAGACUUCUUAAAGAAAUAUUUUGAUGUCCACUGGCUAGUCAGAAGAUGAUUGCACUUGUAAACAAAAGAAAAUGCAAUUUAAGCAUUUUUGUAUUUAUCACAUGAUGUAUCCUAUUGUGUCAUGUCAACUGAUCUUGGUUUAAACAGUUUAAUAAAUAUUUCUUAAUAUUAUGUUUGCUAUUUUUUUAGGUUUCAAUUUGUUCAUUUUUAAACUUUACUUUGUACUUAAAGCUUCAGAUACUUAAAACUUAAUUAACAUUUUGCCAUAAGAGUUAAAACACUCACUGAGAGUGACUUAAUUCUGUACAUAUUUUUUUUAUAACAAAAUUCUUAGAAUUUUUUUUGGUAAAAAACGCCUGCUUCAUAUUUUUUUAUUAAUUUGUUUUUUGGUCCCUUUACUUUUGUGAUAAUUUUUGUUUUUGUUCAAGCGUGGCCCAUUAUGAAUGAGUAGUUUGUUGUUUUUAAAGGUUAAAUCAUUUUGUAUGUCAUGUAUAUUGUAUGUCAAGGCAAAGGCUGUGGGCUUGCAUGAGUUUAGAACCUUUGUGUUUUGAGUGAGAUGUGAGGACGUAAGAGUUUAGAACCCUUGUGUUUUGAUUGAGAUGUGAGAUGAGAAUGGAGGAUGGAUGUACAAGCUGUAUAUAAUAGAAAGCAAUGUCUAAAUGCAGUGCUGGGUGAAUGUAACUUGAUGGUAAAUAGAUUAAAUAUCAUUUUAUGUUUUAAUUUUAUUUUGAAAGAAUUUUUUUUAUAUAUUAAAUAAAACUUUGAUAUUUUGAUGAACAUAAACAAA
This is a messenger RNA of Biomphalaria glabrata, 2747 nucleotides long. RefSeq names its product DNA-binding protein inhibitor ID-2-like. The transcript has 4 exons. NCBI's taxonomy places the organism in Eukaryota, Metazoa, Mollusca, Gastropoda, Planorbidae. The coding region runs from base 577 to 1044 and encodes 155 amino acids. Gene Ontology annotation, molecular function: protein dimerization activity; transcription regulator activity. Gene Ontology annotation, cellular component: cytoplasm; nucleus. The record is from RefSeq and is a predicted model, not a curated record. Gene Ontology annotation, biological process: negative regulation of transcription by RNA polymerase II; cell differentiation; circadian regulation of gene expression.